CCCGCGCCCCCUACUUAGACGCAAGCUGGGACGCGGGCGGGGGAGAAGGCGUUGCUGCCGGAGCUGAGACCGGGCGGCCCGAGUCCGCAGGGAUGAACCUCGAGUUGCUGGAGUCCUUUGGGCAGAACUAUCCAGAGGAAGCUGAUGGUACUUUGGACUGCAUCAGCAUGGCCCUGACUUGCACCUUUAACAGGUGGGGCACACUUCUUGCAGUGGGCUGUAACGAUGGCCGAAUUGUCAUCUGGGAUUUUUUGACAAGAGGCAUUGCUAAAAUAAUUAGCGCACACAUCCAUCCAGUCUGUUCUUUAUGUGAAGUGGGAACAGGUCUGAUCCUCAAGGAGGCCCUCAGGGCACUCCUGCUGCGCAUGAAAGAAGGCCUGAGGUUGGACCUGGGCCAGCAGGUAGAGAGGACUGUGGUGGUGUUGCUACAGCAGGCUGCCGAGUUCCUCUACAAGGGCCGGACCAGCGAGUGUCUGCACACCAGCGAAGCGCUCCUGGACUACGCCUUGGAGAAGCUCAACACGGGGCCCUGGCAGGACGUGGACAAAGGUUGGCACCAGGUGUACUCCUUGGGCUGCCUUCUGAAAGCCACGUGUCUGUGCGAGGUACCCGGAGAUGCUGCCGCUGUGACAGUCACCCUGAGGGUCUGCGACAUGGGCCUAUUGAUGGGGGCAGCUGUCCUCGGGGGCAUCCUCUUGAAAGUUGCCACCAUCCUGCAGGAUCACCUGCUCUCUGGAGAGAGGCCAGCCCAGAGCCCAGCACUGGGCCCGCCCAGCACCAAGGUAGCCCGUGCGAUCAGCUUCUGGAUAGUAAAGCAACAAGCCAAUGUACUGUUCAUAUUUUCAAACAGGAACAAGGUACUCGUGUGCCCCAUGAAAUCUGCUCCUGUCAUGUUGACCAUUUCAGAUUCCAAACACGUCGUUCUGCCGGUUGACGAUGACUCUGACUUGAAUGUGGUUGCAUCUUUUGAUAGGCGAGGAGAAUAUAUCUAUACCGGGAAUGCAAAAGGCAAGAUUUUGGUUCUGAAAACAGACUCUCAGGAUCUUGUCGCUUCCUUCCGAGUAACAACAGGAACCAGUAAUACCACGGCUAUUAAGUCCAUAGAGUUUGCUCGGAAGGGGAGAUUACAGGAAAAUUGGAGUGCAUUUGCACCAGAUUUUAAAGAAUUGGACGAAAAUGUGGAAUACGAGGAAAGAGAAUCCGAGUUUGAUAUUGAAGAUGAAGAUAAGAGUGAGCCUGAGCAGACAGGGGCUGAUGCUGCUGAGGACGAGGAGGUGGACGUCACCAGUGUGGACCCCAUCGCGGCCUUCUGUAGCAGUGAUGAAGAGCUGGAAGAUUCAAAGGCUCUGUUAUAUUUACCCAUUGCCCCUGAGGUGGAAGACCCAGAAGAAAAUCCUUACGGCCCCCCACCGGAUGCAGUUCAGACCUCCUUGAUGGACGAAGGGGCUAAUUCAGAGAAGAAGAGACAGGCUUCAGCAGAUGGGUCCCAGCCACCUAAGAAGAAACCCAAAACAACCAUUAUAGAGCUUCACGGAGUGCCAAACGAUGAAGUCCACCCACUGCUGGGUGUGAAGGGGGAUGGCAGAUCCAAGAAGAAGCAAGCAGGCCGACCGAAAGGAUCAAAAGCAGGGGGAGCCAUCUCAGAGCUGUUGUGAAGACCCUCGGAGUUCUUUGUCCUUCCUCCACUUUCGGCCGGUGGCGUCUGGACCCUGUGGUCAGUCAUUUGAGACUGACUUUAAUUUAAAACAAAGGCUCUGCUUCCCACCCAGGAGGGGGAAGGAGUGAAUUUUAUGUUUGAAUGAAGAUGCGAAUUAUGGAAGAAGAGCUUACGUCCCUGCCCUGCCCUUCCAAGCAUAAGUCCACAUAGGCUCUCAGGAACAAGGAUGUGUGAAGACAGACGUCACAUGGGCGUUUGGACUCAUUUUAACGUAAGGUUGCUGGAGAAAAAGAUACCUGUGGGUUUUACUCCCCUCCCCCAGUGUUGUGUCGCCGGUCACUGGCUGUCUCCUCUGCCACCGCCUCCGUGCCUGUCCUGGGGACUCGCUUCGCCCGCUCCCAGCCAGCGUCCCAGAAAAAUACUUUGAUGGCCUGUUUUCUUUCUUGAGGCGUUUUUAAACCUGCUCCUUUAGCAGGCCCCUCCUCUUUUUUCAUCCUGUGUAUAAAGGAUGGACAAUAAAAGAAAGUGCUCGAAAGAUUUCAGGCUCCAGAAGGGAGGAAAGGUAAGGAGGCCCCUCUUCCUACCAGCUCCAGAAGCCAGGCUGGAGGAGCGCCAGGGGGGGAGCUGUUUUAUUUUCUCCUGUUCCCUCCUUUUCAUGUUUCCCUCCAGGAUUUUGCUUGUUCUUACUAAUCAUGGCUCUUGAGGAUCGUUACUUUCACCUGUCUCCAGCAAAGAAUCACCAGUAGUUCAUAGUGCGCUCUCUGUGCUGGCUGCCAGAGAUGGAAAGCAAACCAAGGGGUCUCUUUCCUUCGUUUUUGUCCUUGGGGUGGGGGAGUCUGCCAGGACUGAUUAAGACGCCCAGAAUCACAGCAGCAGCACCGCAGUUCAAAUCAAAGAUGAACGUGAUUUUCUUCUCCGUCUGUCACGGUUUCCUUCCUGGUCCGAGCUCUGCCCUCUGACAUGUGCCAGUCCCCUUCCUUUCUGUGAAAGGUUGCUUUGUUUUCUCUCUCUCUUUGAUUUUACUGCUCUUUAGCUAAAACGUAGCCAACUGGAUGGACAUGAACAUGAGUUGGCUGAAACUCAGAAAGUCCACAGUAAAGAAAGCAGGUGGGGAAAGGGCUCACUGGCCCUUGCUAAUAGAGCCUUGCUACAGCUGACCGGAAGUUGGCUGCCCUGGGUCAUCAGUUUCCCAACAUCUUCAAAGGGGAGUUUCAGCACCAUACCCACUGUGAGCCUCCAUCAGCUGCUUGGGGCUCCCACAGGGAGCUGAACAAGCUAAUGAGUUCCGGGGUCUUAGCUAGAAACCAGGGUGGCACACAGACGUCAGUAAGCCCUGUGCCCUCACUUAGAAGCAGUACACUCUGUAGGUGAAAGACAGCUCUCUCGGAGGCCCUUGCAGAGUGGCGGUGCUCUCAGCGCUGCUGUGUGUUCCGCUAGUGCCCUUCUGUGGAUGUCAUAUGAGUUGUAUCGGGAGUAGAGAUUGGGGGGUGGCUCGGUGUGCGCGGUUUGUUUUGCAUAUGUUAUCCCCAUCCCGUUUGCUCUACACUGUAUGCUACAGUAAUGUGCAAACCCUGUGAUAUAAGGGGUUCUGGCCUUCUUCCCUGAUACAAGGGGUGUGGCGCAGUGGCCUGGCUUCCUGUUCCUGUACGAGCAUCUGGAUGUUCAUGCCGCGGCCACCACCUAAACGAGCUACUAAGAAAACCGACUCCUGCCUUGUCAGACUGUCUCUGGCUGCAGCCUCUAAUCCGAACUUAUGCUUUGGGGCUUCUUUCUUUUCCCCCAGCUCCUAGGGCCUUCUGUCCAUUUCAGUUUGAGUCUUGGGUUGUACAGUGUGUGUAUGUUCUCGCCUCCCCUCAGGGCCCUCCCGCUCCCGUUGGAUUUUAGUGUUCUGUAGUUUUGUACAAGAUGAGACUUAGCCUUGGGUAUUUCUUGCUGAAGCUUUCAUGCUUUGUAAAUAAACUUGUAUGUUUAUU
Molecule: messenger RNA, 3630 nt
Organism: Echinops telfairi (small Madagascar hedgehog)
Lineage: Eukaryota; Metazoa; Chordata; Mammalia; Afrosoricida; Tenrecidae
Gene: RBBP5
Product: RB binding protein 5, histone lysine methyltransferase complex subunit
Exons: 13
Coding region: 93-1655 (520 amino acids)
Cellular component (GO): Set1C/COMPASS complex
Molecular function (GO): protein binding
Source: RefSeq, a predicted model, not a curated record